AUGCAGUCGAGCGACCGUUUUGACGUGAACAAGACACUCGACGAGAUAACGAGACGAGAUAGGGCUUUGAAGCGUCAACGCUCAGGCGGUCGUAGCAGUCGUGGUGGCAUCGAGGGCCGUUGGGAGCACGACAUGUACCACAGUCCUGGAACCAGUGCUUCUUCUUCGAAAACACAGACGACGAUGUCUAGAAAAUCGAGCGAAAGCAGCGAAGGAGACCCAAGCGCCCGUGCCGUCACAGUGUCAAUUUUAAAGGAUACCGGCACAAAGGUCCAAUUGAUGCUCAAAGCCCAAGGAUUGAAAAGGCGCAAGAGCUUUUUUGGCGACAUCAUCAAGAUAUUCAAGAAGCCGUCGUCUCCCUCUCGUUUGUUGAGCAAUGGAAAAUUCACCAAAUUUGAUCUGAAGGACUAUGGCCUCAACUUCGUUCUCGAGGUGGAAACUAUGAAGCGAAAGAAGAAAGGGAACGCGAACCGCACGGAAACUUUUGUAUGUGAAGUCAAGCAAUUCCCCACGCAGAUCAACCCAGAUAGCGCCGAAUUCGAGAUAUUGGAACCGGCUUCUGGAGAAUGCUUCAUUUUGAUGACGUUGAUCAAAACGAGCGACUUGAAUAUUCGGCCGCAACAAGUAGUUAUGGCGCACAGCCCGCUUAGGAUGUUUACGCAAUUCCAUGACAAGCACGUGCUCGUCGUCGGCCAGGGGCCUGUAAAUACCAUAGCUCAAAACCUUGGGUUCAACAAUGUAAUAACCCUCGACGACCUGCGCGGUUUAUUCCCCCACCUCGACUGCGUUGACUUCUCGAGGCGACGAUUCGACGAGUUGAACUGGUCGCCACCAAAAAAUUUCGCCCCAAUCGAUGCUAUCGUCCUUCUGGGCGAACCGCUGCACUGGGAAUCGGCGUUACAAUUCCUAUUGGACGUGCUGAUCACGGACGGCGAUCCCGCCGGCCUCAAAUACAAGCGUGGCAACGUCACCCAUUCGAAUCUGCCGCUGCUCGCCUGCAACGUCGACAUGGUGUGGAUGGCCGAGAAGGGCGUCAAUUUGCCGAGAAUUGGUCACGGCAGCUUUUUGACCUGCCUGGAGGCGAUGUACUCAAGAUUAAUGGGGAGGGACUUGAAAUAUACGGCGGUGCUCGGCAAGCCAGCAGAAGUUUCCUACCUGCACGCCACGCAUUGCCUUCAAGAUAUGGCUUUUGACAUGAAGCGCCCGGCUCCGAAGACCAUCUACGUUAUUGGCGACAACCCGCUGUCGGACAUCCUCGGCGCCAACCUGUACAAUCGCUACCUGCAGCACGGCGGCCGGGCACGAUUCGACCACAUCGAGCUCGCCAAACUGGAGGAGCAGUCACCGGACGACAAGCCCGUCGAGCAUCGCGUCCGCGAGAAUAUCGAGCGAUGUCUGAGCGUGCUAGUUGAAACCGGCGUCUACCUGGAAGGCUGCAAGAUCAACGGAACCGUCCUGCCAAUCAGCAAGCUCGUUCAAGAAUUGACCGAUCAGGAGCGAACCGAGCUCGAGAUGCCCGGCUUCGUCGAGCCCGACCUCUUCGCCGCGGUCGAGAUGAUUCUCCAGCGCGAGCAGCUUGCCCUGCUCGUGAACACGUGCGGCAGCAUCUGCACGCUCGGCGGCGGCGACAUCCUGCAGCAGUUGAUGCACAAGGAGUGGGUGCCCGGCGACCCGACGAAGCCGUGGGACCGGAUGCGCACGGCGCGCAUGGCAUCGAUUGGGCUGCUGCAGGGGCCGAUGCUCUACUAUCUGUACCGCUGGAUGGACUUUAACGUCAAAUAUCGGGGUGGGCGCCUUUCGAUCGUGCUGCAGAAGGUGUUCCUCGACACGGCCACCGCACCCAUGUUUUCCGGGACGACGAUCAUCGGGACAGCCCUGCUGGAGGGGAAAACGCUACGCUCGGCGGUGAAGGAGUACUGCACCAAGUACCCGCAAAUCUUCAUCCUCGACCUGUGCACCUGGCCCCCGUUCCAGUUCAUCAACUUUUGGUUCUUGCCGAACCAGUGGCGUGUGCUGUACACGAACGUCAUCCAGUUAUGCUACAACACGGUCAUGUCGUACAUCAAGCACCACGACGAGAAGCUCUUCAAAUUUAUC
Messenger RNA from Mesorhabditis spiculigera, 2097 nucleotides. The record is from the annotation of a GenBank genome assembly. Lineage: Eukaryota; Metazoa; Nematoda; Chromadorea; Rhabditida; Rhabditidae.